AUGCAGUCCUGUUCUCAAUUGGAUGGAGGCUUGCGUUUCCUGGAACAGUAUCUCAACGGGGGCACCCUUUCGGACAGUGCUCUACGUCGAGCCAACAAAAGUUUGCAGAGCAAGCUUGAACUCCUUGUGGGGGUAGGGGCAACCACUGGCCGAGAGGAAAUAGAGGCUGCAUUGAAGAUCCUGGAGGUCAUACAGACCUCAGAUCAGGAAGCAUGGACCAUGAUUUGCGACCUUUUGGACCCUUGGAACAAGGACAAGUUGUCCGUUAGAGAUUCAGAUUUCCCCGGAGGUGAGCAAGGACGCCUGGCAGCGUUGCGCUACAUGUACUUUCUGAACGAGCUUGUGCAGAAAAGCAACCCCGGGAAAGCACAGACCUAUCUCGAUGAAUGCCAGCGCUUCUUGGAAGAACUUCCCAGCUCGGCGCACUCCCACUUCAUGGUCAUCUUGCAUCAUGGGCGUUGUCGCCUGCCACAGCAUUCCAUGUCAAAAAAUUCCCUGGAGACAGCCAAGAAGAAUAUCCAGGACAUGAUGAACGAAAAGGACACCGAGAAGAAGAACAUCCUUGCAGUCGAUCUUGCCCAGAUCAACGAGUGGAUCUCGGAAGAGGUUGCACGAGAGGAAUGGCAGCGGAUUUUAUCUUGCGUGGAACAGGGCAACCUGCGAGAAGCAGUGGAGGUCUUCAACACGAUGUCUCCUGAUCGGCUAGCAACCGAUUCAGAGACUCUGGCCCUUCUGCAUCAGAAGGCUUGCGAAGAAAACAUGAAGCGCGGUAACCUGCAGGCGGCACAGGAGGAUUUGAAGAAAAGUGUGGACAUGCGGGCAAGGCUGCCUAAAGCUUGUGACCUCACAGACAUGUCGGCGCUAAUGGCAGUCAUUGAGGAAGUUGCCCAGAAAUGCCCUGGCUUUCACGUGGACAUAAUGCAAAUUUUGGGCAAGUUUGUGCACCAGAAGAAGCUGCCGAUUGGCCCCUACGCUCUAGCGGGGCUCCUCAUAAAGGUUCCUUGCAUGAGCAUCCUCAAGGGUUCCUGCUCCAACGAGGAUCCUGAGAAGAUCUUGGCAAACCACCUCAGCAAGUGCACCACGCUAAAGUUCAUGUCGGAGGCCGAUCCUUGUCCUUGGAAGGAGAGGGAAGUGGCUUCUGAGUUACAAGCAGUGCUUGAUAAGAUGCUUCGUCAGCCAACGGGGAUGACUCAAAGGCAGCAGCGGGCAAAAGCAAUGGCAGAUGCAAAGCAAAGGGACCGAACCACCCAAGUGCAGGAGCCACCAAGUCAGAAGGACAGGGCCUCGGUGCAGAGCCUUGAGGUGGCCUCCUUUUGCGAUGAUCUAAGAAAAGAGGUCAACCGCAGCUCAAAGAAAGCGAAAAAGCUCAGGGAGAAGCUUGUUCAGGUGGCCUCUCAGGCGAAGAGGACUGUGGGAGGUGUCAAGGACGAUCAUAUCAACAAUGCAAUGCGCAUUGCCAUGGACUACUUCAACAAGGACCCUGUGAUGCGUUUCGAGCUCACAUCCCUAUCGAAAUCUGAUCAGAAAAGCCUCAAGGACAAGAUGAGCUUUCUGCUCCUCUACUGUUUGUAA
Symbiodinium pilosum is the source of this 1572-nucleotide messenger RNA. The record is from the annotation of a GenBank genome assembly. NCBI's taxonomy places the organism in Eukaryota, Dinophyceae, Suessiales, Symbiodiniaceae.